Messenger RNA from Nothobranchius furzeri (turquoise killifish), 2461 nucleotides. RefSeq names its product ankyrin repeat and SOCS box containing 3 (gene asb3). Gene Ontology annotation, molecular function: protein binding. Lineage: Eukaryota; Metazoa; Chordata; Actinopteri; Cyprinodontiformes; Nothobranchiidae. Gene Ontology annotation, biological process: intracellular signal transduction. The record is from RefSeq and is a predicted model, not a curated record.
AAAAUCGGCUUCAGUCAGGCUUUCCUUCCUCUCAUGUCUCCAGGCGUGAUUAAAAGCGUCCCUGGGCCGAGCUUUCAGAGAGAAAUAACAAAAAUAAACUGAAAAUUUACCUAAGUAAUCUGAAGCAUUUGUGACGCUGUACCACGCGACGGAAAAAAAGGUACGUCAUCAACCAGCGACUCAGUCCACCCACCAGCACUUUUGUUUUGCAGAGAAUGGACUUCACAGAGUGCUACGCAGACACGGUGUCCCGUGUUGCUGCUGCCGCCCGUUCAGGCAGCAGAAGACAGCUGAGGAGGCUGAUGGAGAGAGGGUUCAGUGUGGAUGCUCGAGAUAACCGCGGCUGGAAUGCUCUGCAUGAGGCGUCUGCUGCUGGCAGUAAGGAGUGUGUGCUGGAAAUAUUAUCUGCCGUUAAUUGUAAGAAAGGAUGUUUCUCUAGAAGUCGUGAUUUUGUGAACUCUUUGACUCAUGAGGGAGAAUCUGCGUGUUACUUGGCAGCGCAGAGAGGUCACCUGGCAGUGGUUCGACUCCUCCUGAAAGCACAUGCCGACAUUAACCAGCUGACUAAUGACCUGUCCUGUCCUUUAUAUGCUGCUGUAGACAAUGGGCAUGAAGAUGUUGUUAAACUGUUGGUCGGUAAAGGUGCAGAAGUCAACAGAACACACACAUCAUCCUGCUGGACCUGCCUUCAUCAAGCUGUUUACAAGGGUCACAGUGAUAUGGUUCGAGUUCUUGCUCAGUUUUGCAACUUGGAGGCACUAGAUGACCACAAGAUCACUGCCCUGUUUGUGGCUGCACAGUAUGGACAGAGUGAAUGUUUGGAGAUACUAAUUAAAGCAGGGGCCAAUGUGAACACCCAGGCAGCCGAUCUGGCGACACCGCUGCUAAUUGCCUCUCAGGAGGGCCACCAGGCUUGUGUGGAUCUUCUGUUGGACCAUGGUGCUGAUCCAAAUGUAUCCUGCAGUCAGGAGUGGCCCCAGUUUCCCAUUCAUGCUGCAGCUCAGUUCGGCCACAUCAGUAUUCUCAGGAGGCUGAUAGACGUCACUGAUCGAGUGUGUGACCAAAGCGAUGGUAUGGUGAGCCCGCUGUACACCGCCGUCCACAGCGAUCAGACUGGCAGCGUGGAGUUGCUCCUGAAGGAAGGCUAUAGCCCAGACGCUCAGGAGUGCAUAAACAAUCUGGGCUUCUAUUCACCCCUUUCUGUGGCUUUAUUUAAUGCAACCAGCAAACCGCGCAGUGAGUCACUAAAGCUGCUGCUUGCUGCAGGAGCAUCUCUGAGCUCAGAGGAAUGGACUUAUGCCUUAGCCACAGACACAACAGACCUGCUGGAGCUGAUUCUUGAACACAGGUGGAUCCCUCGCCCCGAGACUUUAACCACAAACUACUCUGCAUCGCAUCGUCAGGGGAAGCUGCUGUUCAAGCUGCAAGAAGUGAGGGAACUGCUCUGUGUGGCUCUAAGCCAAGUACAUUUUGCUUCCCGGUGGCUUCCUGUACUUCUGAGGACCGGAUUGGAUCCAUGUUGUUUACUGCUCCACCCCCACAUGUUGGAAAAGGCUGAGAGUGAGGUGUUGAAUUACCUGCUUGAGUUUGUAAACUGGUCAACUUUGUCCCCUCCUUUGAAACUGAUUUUGAAUCAAAGACAAACAAAAAUGACCUGGAGACCAUCCACAAAUUUAGAUUCAAUUCCCAGUCUGUCCCACAUCUGCCGGCUGAAGAUCAGACAAGUUUUGGGACCAGAUCUACUGAUGAGGACCAGCAUAGUCCAGAAGCUGCCAGUUCCUUCCUCACUUCACGAUUUUCUUAGAUUUCAGGACAUUGUGGAACCUUCCUACAAGCACCCACCACAAUCACCUGUAAUCAAUAGAGUACAGAGAUCCCAGCAUGCACAUCAACACAGGCACGUUCUGUAACUUCAUCUUGUUUUCCUCUUGCCUUGAAAAAGUUACACAAAUCAACUCUAUAUUGAUUUUCAAUCAACCCAUUCUGUCAAAAAAAAAAUUAUUUUACAAUUGCACGUUAAAAAAUGAAGGUCAGCAUUUUUGGAAGAAUUUGUUCAAUUAAAGUGCUUUAAAAUAAAAAUUAUUUUGCAAAAACAUGUCAUUUAAGUGUUUUAGGUGUAUCUUUAGAUUCUCUGAUGACGGAAUAAAAUAAUUUAUCCUUUCUCUUCAGAAAUCAUUCCUAUUUGUUGUAUCUUGAGAUGUUAUUUGGAAUUAUUGAAUUUACAAUAAAGAUUUGUGAAAAGAGACAAAAAAACUAAUGUAAACGUGGAAAUAUUUCUUAGACAAAUACGUCCAUGCAUCCAUUAUGUUGUCCCAUUUUCUGUAAGUUGUGUAAUGGUUAGUUUUUCUCCCAUUGCUGCGAUUAUGCAGAUGUUUUCUUUUGUGAAGCUCAGGAUGACGUUUUUGUGCCAAAACAAAAUGACUGAAAAAUAUUAAAGAAAAACUUGAGGCAAAAGCAUGCU